Molecule: messenger RNA, 2376 nt
Organism: Fusarium pseudograminearum CS3096
Lineage: Eukaryota; Fungi; Ascomycota; Sordariomycetes; Hypocreales; Nectriaceae
Exons: 2
Coding region: 1-2376 (791 amino acids)
Biological process (GO): rRNA processing
Cellular component (GO): nucleus
Molecular function (GO): nucleic acid binding; ATP binding
Source: RefSeq, a predicted model, not a curated record
AUGCCUCCCCAUGCUCGACCUGGGCGUGGACCCAAGCCCCAAAAGAAUGGCCGCACAGAACAGCGACAGCAAAAACGCAAGAGAGACCAGGAAGAUCUUCAACAACUCCAGCAAAGAGUAGAUGACUUGGACCUUAAAUCAGAUGCCACAAAGAACUUCUCUCAUCUUCCUCUCUCCGUACCGACCGCCGAGGGCCUCGAGAUCGCUCAUUUCCAAACCCUAACCGACGUCCAAGCUGAAGCCGUUCCGCUCGCCCUCAAGGGCAAAGAUAUACUAGGCGCCGCCAAGACAGGAAGUGGAAAGACACUUGCUUUCCUUAUUCCUGUUCUUGAGAAGCUUUACCGUGCCCAAUGGACUGAAUUCGACGGUCUUGGUGCUCUAAUCAUCUCACCAACCCGAGAACUCGCUGCCCAAAUCUUCGAGGUGCUCAAAAAGGUUGGCACAAAACACUCCUUUUCAGCAGGUUUAGUCAUUGGUGGCAAGAGCUUGAAGGAAGAGGCCGAUAGAUUGGAUCGCAUGAACAUUUUGGUCUGUACGCCUGGUCGAAUGCUGCAGCAUUUUGAUCAGACGGCUGGUUUCGACGCCAACAACCUGCAGAUUCUGGUCCUGGACGAGGCGGAUCGCAUCAUGGAUAUGGGUUUCCAAUCUGCAGUCGAUGCUUUAAUUGAACAUCUUCCCAGGGAACGACAGACACUCAUGUUCAGUGCCACUCAAAGCAAAAAGGUCUCUGAUCUUGCCCGUCUCAGUCUCAAGGACCCCGAAUACGUCUCUGUUCACGAAGCUGCCGUCAGCGCCACUCCCACAAACCUCCAACAACAUUACAUCGUCACACCUCUGACGGAGAAGCUCGACACACUCUACGGAUUCAUCAAAGCUAACUUGAAGAGCAAAAUCAUCGUCUUUUUGAGUUCAGGCAAACAAGUCCGAUUCGUUUACGAGAGUUUCCGUCACCUACAACCCGGUAUCCCUCUUCUUCACCUUCAUGGACGUCAGAAACAGGGUGCUCGAAUGGAAAUCACUUCCAGAUUCACUGCCGCAAAGCAGACAUGUCUAUUUGCAACAGACGUCGUCGCCCGAGGAAUUGACUUUCCCGCUGUUGACUGGGUUAUUCAGGCCGAUUGUCCUGAGGACGUCGAUACAUAUAUCCAUCGAGUUGGUAGAACAGCUCGAUACGAAAGCAACGGUCGCGCAGUACUAUUCCUGGAUCCCAGUGAAGAGCCAGGCAUGUUGAAGAAGCUAGAGCUAAAGAAGAUUCCCAUACAAAAGGUGAAUGUGAAGGAGAAGAAGAAGAAGAGCAUCAAGGAUCAGCUACAAAGCAUGUGUUUCCAGAACCCCGAUCUCAAGUAUCUUGGUCAGAAGGCUUUCAUCAGUUACUCGCGAUCAAUCCAUCUACAAAGAGACAAGGAUGUUUUCAAGUUCAACAAGCUUGAUCUUGAUGGCUUCGCUGCUAGUCUCGGUCUUCCCGGUACACCACAGGUCAAGUUCCGAAAGGGCGAAGAUAUCAAGAAGAUAAAGAACGCACCUCGGCAGGGCAUGUCUAGUGGUUCUGAAUCCGAUGAGGAUGGAGAGAAAAAGAACAAGAAGAAGGAGGUGCGAACAAAGUACGACAAGAUGUUUGAGCGAACAAAUCAGGACGUUCUGUCAAGUCACUACAACAAGCUUGUACUCGAUGGCGAUGACAAUGACGAUGAUGAGGAGGAUUUCUUGUCAGUAAAGAGAGUGCUCAGGGAUGACGAUCUAGACGAUGAGGCGGGCGCAUACAAGAGCACAGCCAAGAUCAUUGAUGGUCUUGGUGGCGAGGAGCCUUUUGUUGUCGACUCCAAACGUCGCGAAAAGGCUCUCAAGUCAAAGAAGAAGAUGCUCAAGUUCAAGGGCAACUCUACCAAGAUGGUGUUUGACGAUGAUGGCAACGCCCACGCUGUCUACGAGCUCAGAGAUGAGGACGACUUUAUGGGUGAGGGUCCAGCCGAGGAACAGCGCCGCAAGUUCGUCGAAGACGAGACGUCGCGUGUUCGCGAGGCAGAUGUGGACGACAAGGCCCUCGCCAAGCAAAAGCGUCGCGAGAAGAAGGAGAAGCACAAGGCUGCCGAGCGAGCAGAGCGCAUGGGUAUUGUUUCAGACGACGAAGACGCGCCCAUGCUGCACAAUGCCGACGACGGCGAGGAUCCUUUGGCGCUGUUGCGAUCGCUGCCCAUGGGCGACGGGUCAGAGAGCGAGGGAGAGAGGGAGCCACCCAAGAAGCGAGCCAAGAAGUGGUUCGAGGACGACUCAGACGACGAGAAGAAGAGCAAGAGCAAGGGAAAGGUUAUCAGAGUCCAGGAAGAGCCCGAGACUCUGGAGGAUCUCGAGGCGCUUGCUACAGGACUGUUGGAUUAG